Molecule: messenger RNA, 2879 nt
Organism: Mercurialis annua (annual mercury)
Lineage: Eukaryota; Viridiplantae; Streptophyta; Magnoliopsida; Malpighiales; Euphorbiaceae
Exons: 21
Coding region: 303-2648 (781 amino acids)
Cellular component (GO): plasma membrane
Source: RefSeq, a predicted model, not a curated record
UCUUCUUCGUCUCCUUAAAAAUACUUAUCACCAUCAUCACCACGCGCCCCGUUCCUUACACACACAUUAUUAUAGACAAAGACAUAAAAAAACACAAGAAAUUUCUAGUAAUUUCUCUCUUGUCCCUGUCUAUCCGUCUCCGAUUUAGAAUUUCUUCCUAGGGUUUCAGAAAUUGCAUUUUUAGUUCUUCUCACCAUUUUAAUCGAUGGAUAUAUCACUUAUUAAUCUAUUUUUUCUGAAAUUAUUCCUUCAAAAUUAGGUUUUAGGUCUGUUUCAUUUCGCAAUUGAUGUGAAUUUGGACGAUGAUGGAGAACGGUGGCUAUGAAGGCAAAUUAUUGGUGAAUAAGAUGUCCGGAUUAUCUUUGGGUGAUUCAGCUGAAAAUAGCAACAACGGAAGCACUUCCGGUGCUGCUGUUACGAACAAUAACAAUAACAAUAAUAAUGAUAGCUUGUUUCAGGUUAUGAAAGCUGUAGAAGCUGCCGAGGCGACAAUUCGACAACAGGUAGAAGAGAACACCCGAUUAAGGACUGAACUACAGAGGAAAGUUCAGGAACUUGAAAAAUAUAAAAUAGAUGGAUCAGAGGACCAAAGAUCUCAUCCUCCGAAUGAGCGGGGUCGUGGUCCUUACAAAGUUCGUCAAUCAGCUUCUUCUGUUGGUGACCUUGAAGAUAAAGUUACAAGCAUCAGCACUACUGCUGCUGUAGAUCCACCCAGUUCACUCGUUCUCCACCAAGAUUCGAGGUAUAAUAAUGAGGAUCCUUCCAUAAAGAGUCGCAUGGAAAGCCACUCUAUCAGCAGCAAGAUAAACGGGACAUUGAAGGUACUUCCUGGAUCACAGACACCUGUAGAUACUGCCGGUUUCUCUCAGUUCUCUUCACCAUCUACAACAUCGCUCUCUCCAAGGAGGUAUCAUAGUGAAGGAGAUGAUUCACAACUCAAUUUGUCUGGACAUGGGCUAAUGCAAAUGGCUGAAGUAAAUAACUCGAGUGGCCUUUGGAAACAGGAUUUUAGUCUCAAGAUUAGGGAUCAUGAAGAAGAGAUUUUGCAGUUACGGAAACAUCUUGCUGACUAUUCUGUGAAGGAAUCACAAAUACGCAACGAAAAAUCUGUCCUCGAAAAGCGCAUUGCUUAUAUGCGUCUGGCCUUUGAUCAGCAGCAGCAGGACCUUGUAGAUGCUGCAUCAAAAGCGCUCUCAUAUAGACAAGACAUAAUUGAAGAAAAUAUUCGUUUGACAUAUGAAUUGCAGGCUGCGCAGCAAGAAAGAUCAACAUUUGUGUCAUCUUUGCUGCCUCUUCUUGCCGAGUAUUCUUUGCAGCCACCAGUUCCAGACGCUCAGUCGAUUGUUAGCAAUGUUAGGGUUCUAUUCAGACAUCUCCAAGAGAAGCUCCUUCAAACUGAGUCUAAACUCAAGGAAUCCCAGUAUCAAUUGGCGCCUUGGCGUUCAGAUGUGAAUCAAUCAAAUGCUGCGUCUCAGUCACCUUCUCAUUCCACUGGUGUAGAAUUGAACAAAAAUGGACUUGAAUUGGUGUCACAGCCAACGUAUGCCCAUGGAAAUAUUCCAAUGGCUUCUCCUGACACGCAGACAACUGAAUGGGAUUUACUGAGUCAUCAUCAGAGGCGUAUGGGUAGUGCUAGUGCAAAUAAUAUGGAAGCAGAUGAUGUGGGGAGACAUUCACCUCUUGCAAGCAGGAACCCUGUGGUUCAUGAUGCACCGGGACAGUUUGCAGGUUCCGGGGCUGAUGCACAUGUACAUUAUGGCGAAGAAACCUCUAGUAAACAAGUCAAAUUCCGUGACCCUGUUAGCAACAAUGAAAUCGAUGAUCUGGAUGGAGAUGGACAACAAAAUGAGAGAGAACCUUCUGCUAACUGGGGAAUCACUCCCCUUGAUGAUACUAGCUCUUCUUAUACACCUUACCUACCGCCUGUUCUUGAAGAAACACCUUCUUCCUUUUCAGAGGGGGAGGAUCCAUUGCCAGCAAUUCAGGAUCUGCAAAUAUCAGGCGAAGCAUUUCCUGGACGAGAACUCAAGGCAUGUGGGUACUCUAUCCAUGGAACAACCAGUUGUAAUUUUGAGUGGGUACGGCAUUUGGAAGAUGGAUCUGUUGAAUAUAUUGAUGGGGCAAAACAACCAAAUUAUCUUGUCACUGCUGAUGAUGUUAAUACUCACCUUGCUAUAGAAGUCCAGCCUCUAGAUGACAGGAAGCGCAAGGGAGAGCUUGUAAAGGUGUUUGCAAAUGAGCACAGAAAAAUAGUUUGUGAUCCUGAAAUGCAGACCCAUAUUGAGAGAACUCUUUAUAGUGGUCAUAUUUCGUAUAGAGUAUCCUUAUCGUCCGGAUAUAUUAGCAUAUGGGAACCAGCUACUUUAACAAUUAAGCGAGACGGUUACAGUAUCAAGUGCAGUGGAUCCAGUGGUGUUGUAGCCAAUGAGAAGUUUUCUCCAAACACAAUUGUUUCAAUCCCAUAUGCACAGCCUACAGAACUUAUCGUUACCAGUUCUAAUAGUGUUCAGCAUCUCUUACGUGCUGAAGAUCACUCAAUGGAUAUCAGCUGUUCAAGAGACACCAUUGUGAUCACCUUGAGAUUGUUUAUCAUAAGGGCUAUUGAAAGAAGGAAAGGAAAGAAAAAGAGUCUAUUCUUUCACAAGUGAAGGACAUUUUUUAAACGGUCCAGCUUGGGAAUGUAGCAUAUAUGUAUUUGGUGUUGAAGGUACAUCGAGUAGGUCAUUUCGUCUGCGCGUGUAUUGUAUUAAGAAUGCUUGUAAUUUUUUGGGUGUUCCGUUUCAUUGCGUGUAGUUAUAGUCCAUCUAUAGUAAAUUCGAAGUAGCUUAUUCAUAUAGUUGAAGCUCAUGAGUAUAAAGCUUGAAGGUGGUUUUACAAAA